This is a messenger RNA of Juglans microcarpa x Juglans regia, 1395 nucleotides long. RefSeq lists its product as uncharacterized. Lineage: Eukaryota; Viridiplantae; Streptophyta; Magnoliopsida; Fagales; Juglandaceae. The transcript has a single exon. Bases 1 to 1395 code for a protein of 464 amino acids. The record is from RefSeq and is a predicted model, not a curated record.
AUGAGGCAUCCUCGGAAUGUGUUUAUUAGAAUGUCUUCGGAAGAAAAUUGCAUGAAGGCCCUUUCACGUGAAGUUAGCGAUAUAGAUGGGGUUCCAUAUCGUCCGUUCCACUGGACAACAGACUUUAAAGAAGAAGAAGAACCAUCUAUUGUACCAGUUUGGAUCGUCUUGCCAGGUUUGCCUCCUAACUAUUAUCAUGAGUCUUUUCUUAAAAUUCUUACAGCCCCAAUAGGUAGAUUUAUUAGACGUGAUAAUCCCACCCGUUGUGCCACUCGCACUGACGGUGCCCGUAUAUGUGUGGAAAUGGAUGUUGCAAAGGAACCUUUGCCUCAUUUUUGGAUUGGGACGCCUGGUCUGGGGACUAGCUGUAAGCAAGAAAUAAUUUAUGAAACUCUGCCGGCGUUCUGUUCGAAGUGUAAAAUACAGGACCAUAAUGCAAAGACAUGUUGUGCUAGGAAAAAAAUUACCGGAUCCAAGGUAUGGGUUCGGCAACAAGAAACCGUUGUGGAAGAACCGAAUGAAAAUAUGAAUACAUCUGUUGUGGAAGAGCCAGUUGUGGAAGAACCGAAAGAAAAUAUGAAUACACCUGUUGUGGAAGAACCUGUUGUGGAAGAACCAAAGGAAAAAGAAGUUGAAGCAAAUCAAGAUUCUGAGGAAAAUCUGGUGAUAGGUGAAUCCUCCACACCUUUGAUUGAGGAGUUGGAACCGGAAAAAGAUCAUGAGGAGCCUCUUGAUAUUGAGGGUCCUACGGAGGAAAUGACUAAUCAGGUGUCUUCAGCAAGGAAAGACGGAAGAGUGGAUGCCCGGUUGAAAGAGGCGGAUGUUGGUGGGAAAAUCUGGGUAUUUUGGAAAGAUGAAAUGGACGUGCAGUUUGUCCUGAUGGGAUCGCAGUAUUUGUCUUUACGUAUAAAAGACGGAUCUGCACAUUUUUUGGGUAAUUUUGUCUAUGCUAAGUGUAAUAGAAUUGAAAGACAGUUGCUUUGGGAGGAGCUGAAUUCGGAUAGAAUUGGUGUGGAGCCUUGUUUGUUUGCUGGAGAUUUUAAUAUAAUUCGUUCGGAUGUGGAAAGGUGUGGUAGUCGAUCAAGGACAAGAGCUGCAAUGGAUGAUUUCAAUAGAUGGAUUCAUCAGGGUGGGUUGAUGGAAAUGAGUUCACAAGGGGGAAAGUUCACAUGGUGCAAUGGUCAGCAUGGAUUAUCUAGAGCUUGGGCAAAGUUGGAUAGAGUAUUGCUUGAUGCAAAUUUACUGUCAGAAUUUCUGAGUGCACAUUGCUCGUAUCUAUCACGGACAACUUCGGAUCAUAGUCCUAUGUUUAUAGAGUUCUUGAAAGAUCCUUUGACUUAUGACCCUUCUCCUUUUCGGUUUCAACAAAUGUGGGUUGAACAUCCUAUUUUAUGA